AUGUCGGACGUCGAGAAAAAGGAGGACCUCCACCCAGUCGAUAUCAGUCAUGAUGAGGUCUUGGCUAAUCCGGAUCUCAUGAAUGAUGCGCUCGACGCAGAGGCUCAUGAGCAUGAGAUGGGAACUUGGGAGGCCGCUAAAGCCCAUCCCAUGGCCUGUUUCUGGGCAUUUAUCAUGUGUUUUACAAUUGUCAUGGAAUCGUUCGAUAUGUUCCUGAACACCAACUUCGUUGCCCUGACCGCAUUCCAAAAUCACUUUGGUGUCCAAACUGGACCCGAUGCCUACACUAUCCCAACUCGGUGGCAGAGCGCGCUUUUCCAAUCUGGUCAAUGUGGUGCUUUUAUCGGUGUGUUUCUGGCCGGUCCCAUCACCAGCCGAAUCGGUUAUCGUUGGACAACAAUCUUGGGUCUCUUGAUUAUGAAUGCUACUAUUUUCAUUUCCUUCUUCGGUGACUCUCUUACCGUUCUCGUGAUAGGACAAGCGUUUGAAGGUAUUCCCUGGGGUUUCUUCAUUGCAAACUCCCCUGCCUAUGCUAGUGAGGUUGUUCCAAUUCCUCUUCGAGCUGCCACCACUGCCACUCUGCAGAUGAGUUGGUCUAUUGGUUCAAUCAUUGUCGCUGGUGCAUCAUACGCAUACAACGAUCGACCCGACCAGUGGGCGUGGCGAGUGCCUCUUGCCCUUCAGUGGAUCUUCCCUACCCCUCUAUUGGUUCUCAUCUUCUUUGCUCCCGAGUCCCCAUGGUGGCUCAUUCGUCGUGGGCGUAAAGCCGAGGCCCUUCGCUCUAUUAAGCGCCUUGGUAGCAACGUUUCAGAGGACGCUGCUCAGAAGUCUUAUGCUAUGAUUGAGCGAACAAUUGAGAUUGAGGCCCAACUUGGCAAAGCCCCAACCUUCAUGGACUUGCUCAAGGGAUCCGAUAGACGCCGAACCAUCAUUACUUGUUUAGUAUACACCUCCCAGAACUUCGCUGGUAAUUUGAUUGCCAACCAAGCCACCUAUUUCUUCGAGCAGGCUGGCAUGUCAACCGCUUUCUCCUUCCAACUGAACCUGAUCACCACCUGCCUUCAGUUCGUCGCCAAUGCUGGUUCUUGGUUCCUGACAGCUUACUUCUGUCGACGAACUGUCUACCUGUGUGGUCUAUCCGUCAACAUCGUCUUCCUCUUUCUCCUCGGUAUCUGCGCAUCCAUCCCCCAGAACGUUCACACCAACUAUGCCCAGGCCUGUCUUGGUGUGAUCAUCUCGUUCGUCUAUGCUGGUAGCCAGGGCCCAAUCUCCUACACCAUCAUUUCUGAGACAUCCUCCAUUCGCCUCCGUCCUCUCAGCACUGCGGUCGGUCGUGCAGCAUACUACUUCACUGAAAUCCCCAUGAUUUACCUCUCUUCCAGAAUGCUGAACACCACCGGGUGGAACCUCGCAGGAAAGUGUGGAUACGUUUGGGGAGGUACUGCUGUUGUCUGCUGGGUCACAGCUUAUUUCUUUCUGCCUGAACUCAAGCACCGUUCCUACCGCGAGAGUGACAUCCUGUUCAACCGCAAGGUCCCUGCUCGACAGUUCAAGUCGACUGUCAUUGACGCCAGAGAUAAUGAGUAG
Messenger RNA from Penicillium angulare, 1587 nucleotides. RefSeq lists its product as uncharacterized. Lineage: Eukaryota; Fungi; Ascomycota; Eurotiomycetes; Eurotiales; Aspergillaceae. The transcript has 5 exons. Gene Ontology annotation, biological process: transmembrane transport; carbohydrate transport. Gene Ontology annotation, molecular function: carbohydrate:proton symporter activity. The record is from RefSeq and is a predicted model, not a curated record. Gene Ontology annotation, cellular component: membrane. Bases 1 to 1587 code for a protein of 528 amino acids.